Hippopotamus amphibius kiboko is the source of this 2143-nucleotide messenger RNA. Its product is annotated as basic proline-rich protein-like. The record is from RefSeq and is a predicted model, not a curated record. NCBI's taxonomy places the organism in Eukaryota, Metazoa, Chordata, Mammalia, Artiodactyla, Hippopotamidae.
AUGGCAACGCUUCGGGCUCUCGGGACACCACGGCCGGACGGACCGGACCGGAGGGCCAGGCCCCGCCACCCCUGGGAGCCGGCGCUCGGGGCCCAUCCUAAGUUAUUCAUCUCCUCUCACCGCUGCUCUGGGAGGGCUGGCCGCCCCCGCCUCCGCCCUGGACCAGGUGAGCGCAGCCUGGUGCCCGUGCCCGGCCGACGGGGCGGGACACCCAGGGAGGCCACCUCUCCCCGCGCCCCCAGCGCCACCGCCACCGCCACCGCCGGGACAGUGUUUGCCAAGCGGGGAGGCCGCCCCCGGGGGGGCCGGCGAGGACCCCAGCAGCGGGCAUCAGAGGCCACCGCGGAGGCCAGGGUGGGCCAGGGAGCGAUGGGGGCAGAAGAGGGUCGCAGGGAGACCCCAGGCGUCGCCGGGGGACGAGGACGCGCGCCCGAUACUCUCGCAGGAGUGUCCCGCGAUCUGCCUGAUUCCCGCCGCCCGCCCCUCCCCUUUGUCCAGCGGGGACGCGCGUGGCCGUGGGCAUCCUCCGGCCCCUCCCCCCGCAGCCCGGCCCCUCCCGCCGCAGACCGCUCAUUGCUGUGCCCCCCCCCCAGAGCUAGAGAGAUGGGACCCCCCCCCCCCGCAGUGGGCCCGAGGGGCAGAGCUGGGCAUCCAUCCCCCAGCGUCCUGCCGUGUCGGGGCCCAGGGGCGGGGUUUGGGGAAGCUGGUGGGCCCCACCCCGCGCCCCCUCUGCCAGUGCCUUACAUCGAGGAGCGACACCCCCUCCCUGGUGCCUCCCGGCCCAAAGGGGGACCACAGUUUGCACUUUCAUCCCCCUCCACCCCCCCGCCGAAGUGGGGCACAGCCGGGAGGUGCAUCGCAGCUGGGCCGCCAGAAGGAGAGAAGGCCAGGCCGGGUGGGGUCCACGCGCGCCUGGACAGGAUGGGGGGGCGGUCUGGCUGGGGGCGGGGAGGGUCAGCGCCUCAGGGCUCCCUGCGGCCGUGGGGGGGGGGCCUCCCACCUGCUAAACAUUUUCCGUUGAGCCGCUCCGAGAACACUAAGCCUGGGGCCACCGAGGGCCCCCUCACCCCAGCUACCCGGCCCCCUCCAUGCCUCCACCCCGGGAUGGCCAUUUGGGUGGGGGGCCUGGGAGGGGGUGUGUGGUGUUUUAGGGUCACCAGGCCCAAACGCAGGGACCCCUCCCGGCCCAUCCCAGAGCCCCAACUGGCCUCCUGCUCUGCCUGGCGCUGGGGAGUCCUGACCCCCGCCCCCGGGCCCGGGUCAAAGCCAUGGCCCUGGGCAGGGCCUCCGCCUCACCUGCUCCCAGCCUGGCCCUCCCCUCCCUCUCCCGGUGAAACCCCGGUGCCCCCGGGGCCUGGCCAGCCUCCCCCCACCCUCCCAGACACCAGACUUUCCUCCCAAACCAGCCCAAGGGGCUUGGCAGACCCACUUGAUCAUAAAGAGAAAGGACCCCCCCCCCACCACCAAGACCCUUUCCCACCAGCCCCCACUCUCGCUGUCCGGAGGGGUUCAAGAACUCUUGGUCCGUCCGUCUGUCCCCAGGGCCCCUCCACCGGGUGGCCGCUGGGGACCAGAGCGUGGGCCGCUCUCCGGGAGGGCAGGAGGGGUGGGUCGUGCAGUUGGGGUAUCCGGAAGCUUCUCAGCCGGGAACCUUAGGGUGCGGGUAGGCGGGGGAGAGGAGGGGGCACCUGGCAGCCCCCAGCUACCUAACUUUGCAUGGUGCUUAGUUGAGGAUUCCUGUGACCUGGCUCGUAACGUCAGCUCGCGGCGGCUGAAACUGCAUGGCAAAUAAUACUGGCUCUAUCUCCCUCCCCCAGCCCUCCCCAGCCCUCCCCACGCCCACCCCCUCCUCUUUAAAAGAAAAAAAAAAAAAAAAAAGAUACAAAAAAAAAAAACUUAAAAAAAUUCCAUGUUUCCUAAUUUGCACGAAAUUUUCUACCACAUGAUGUGCCUUGCCUUCCGAAAAUAAGUAUUACCUUUAAACAAUAUCAGCGCACAGAUAGCUGCAUGCACUGCUCGUGUAGUUCAAAAAAAAAAAAAGACAAGACAAUGACAUGAAAUAAACAGUAAAAAUUGAAAAGGGAUGUAUUUCUAUUUGUAAAAAAAAAAAAAAAAAUUUAAGAUUUAAAAAAAAAAAGAAAAA